CUAUGUAACUCCCACAGAACACAAAAUACACAAUGAAUGUGCGCCAAAAAAAAUCACCGUCGUACAAAAGUACAAGGUUUAAGGGAUGUGCUCUGGAAUACACCGAUGAACGCGUGUGGGAACAAAGCUAUUUAAGAUCAAAAUGCAAGGAACUACAUUUGGAGGAAGAGUAUCGGUACUACCAGUUCCGCCUGAUGGUCAGUCACCUUACCGUUUUCUACCUUCUCUUCAUGUUUGUGUUCGUCAUCAUGAUAGGAGCCUACCUUCUUUUCAUCAGGCCCUUGGAUGCAGUUUACUUUGAUAUUAUAACCUGGUCAACAGCGUUUGCGGUAAUUUCGUUAUUGUUAAGUAUCAACUUCUUCGCCAAGUUGGUAAAUCGGCACAGGUGGGUUAUGGUAUUCACAUCGGUUUUGUCGGCGUAUGUCUUAGUGUUAACUGAUAUAUCACAGAACGCAUAUCAUUAUUACAAGAGUGACUGGCCAUUAAACGCCUCGUUCGAUAUAUUUGUGCUCUGCAUGAUCUAUAUGUUUCUGCCGAUUCCCUCGAUCAGGGCAGCGGCCAUACUAGCCACCUCGGUCAGCAUUAUAUACGUGGCCUAUUUCAUAAACUUCCUCAAUGUGAACACGGUGUUCGCCGAGAGCAACACGUACAGCUUCGAUCUAUUGUCCGUGGACAUAUUGCACUACCUGGGCUUCAACAUGAUGGGCAUAUUCUUCCGGCUCAUGAACGACACCAUGGUGCGCGCCUCCUUUCUGGACCGCCACCAGUUCAUCAUGGAGGAGACGUGGUUGCGCAACGCCCUGCUCCAAGAGUCGAUGCUUCUGGACAGCAUCCUGCCGCCCCAGAUUGCCAAGCCCAUCCAGGACAGCAUCAAGAACAAGAUCACCCAGUCGGAGGCGGGCCCCGAUAGGUUUCACUCGUUUGGUUCCCGCAGGCGGGAGAACUUCAUGGCCAUCCAGAUCCAUCCCGACGUCACAAUCCUCUACGCCGACGUGGUCAACUACACCCAUCUGACCACAACGCUGACGGUGGAGAGCCUGGUGAAGGUGCUGCACGACCUCUACGGCCGCUUCGACAUGGCAGCCUCGCACUUCCGGGUGCAGCGCAUCAAAUUCCUGGGCGACUGCUACUACUGUGUGGCGGGCUUGUCGCAUCCCGAUCCCGAUCACGCCAAGAUGGCGGUGUCCCUGGGCAUUUCCAUGAUCGCCAACAUCCAGGAAGUGCGAGCGGAUCGAGCCUUGGAUAUCGACAUGCGAAUAGGAGUCCAUUCGGGAUCUCUGCUGGCAGGCGUCAUCGGCGAGGCCAAGUUGCAGUACGACAUUUGGGGUCCUGACGUGGAGAUCGCCAAUCGUCUGGAGGCCACCGGAAAACCGGCCUUUGUUCACAUCAGUGGACGAACUCUAAGUAACCUCAACGCAGCCGAUUAUGUAAUAAUGCAGAGCACAGAAAUGGCCAAAACAGAUCCACUGCUAAAGUCGAUGAGUACCUAUCUGAUAACGGGCGUGGCAACUCGCGAUUAUGUCCGCAACACCAUGGAUCCAGUCCUAUCCGGCUCGAACCUGGACAUUAAAAUGAUCGAUAAGGAGCGGCCAUCCAUGGCCAGUCGCCGCUCAAUGUCCGAUGAGUUGCGUGAGGAGUUCCGCAAAAUGCCGGUUGAAAGCUUAGACUUCCGAUUGCUUUGCUGCCGUCGACCUAGUAACGAAAGGGAUCAGAAAGCCGAACUCGGCAUGUUUUGUGCUGCGUUUAGGGACUCGACCCUGGAAUGGAGUUAUAUAAACCAGCCGGACUUUAUUUUCAAGUCCUCAAUGCUGUUGGCCUGGGGAAUCGGGUGCUGCCUGAUCUACAUCCAAAUGGUGACAAACAACUUUGUUUGCCGGUCAUGCAUUGUGGUCGACCUUGUUGUCUUUUUCCUGCUGACCUUCAUGCUGUGCAUCUCGUGGUACAAAACAGUGUGCUGGUGGAAAGACGGACGGAUAGGACAAAUCACGUACGGCAAAUACAGCUGCAUGAUAUUUCACCUGUUUAAGAAGAUCCAGCACAGUGUGACUCUGCGCAUUACAACCUAUUUGCUGAUCAUAGUGUGCUACUGCGCGGUAAUCUCCUUAAUAAUCAUUAACUGUGACCGUGACCAAUAUCAACUGAGUUACAUUGAGUGCUUGCUCUUUCACUACGAAAUGGAUCGCGAUAUCUGCUUCCAUCCGUGGGCCUUCACGAACAUGAUUUGCCUGAUCCUUGGCAUGAGUUUCACCUUCGCUCGCAUCCCGUUCGCCCUCAAAAUUGUCGUCAGUUGCUGCGAGGCCGUGGCCUAUAUGUUGAUCGUGUUUUUCCAGUACGCGUUCAUUUUCCAGCACAGCGCCACUACAGCACCGUUUUUAAAGGCGGAAUUAGCGCACUGCGGCCGGGUGUGCAUGAUGCUGCUCACUAUGUACGCAAAGGAGCGUCAGACGGAGUUCAACACUAAAAUUAACUACAAGCUCAACGUAGACUUGCAUAAAAAGCAAAAGGCGGCCGAUGUAACAAACCAAUCAAUCAUUAUUUUGCUGAAUAACAUUCUUCCAUCACAUGUUGUCGACCUCUAUCUCAAUUCAUUAGCCAAACACGAACUGUACUAUGAAAAUUAUCAAAUGGUUUCAGUCAUGUUCGCCAUGUUGAUAAAUUUUAAAAUGGAUUUACCCAGCUUACGAGUGCUAAACGAUAUUAUAACAGAGUUCGAUAGAUUGUUGACUACCUACAAAGAAUAUUACGUAGUUGAGAAGAUUAAAGUCGUUGGUUGCACAUAUAUGGCAGCUUGUGGAUUGGAUUUUAACUUGGCCUCACAAAUCCGGCACACCAGUGACUUUCGAAAUAGUGCACUUCAAUUCGAAAUGGAACGGGUGCUAAGUCACAGAACGUCCGACGAAGAUAAUAACAACGAUGAGGUGAUAUUCAUGAUGACCACUUUCGCCCUGGACCUAAUGCGAACGCUGUCGGCGUGCAACAAGGCCUACUCGUACACCCACUUCGAUCGGACCCUGUCCAGCGGAGAGAUCUGCAUCGGCAUCUCCAGUGGCGAGAUAAUGGCCGGCGUGGUGGGUGCUUCCCAGCCGCACUACGACAUCUGGGGCAAUCCGGUCAACAUGGCUUCGCGGAUGGAGUCGACGGGAUUGCCAGGACACAUCCAGGUGACGGAGGAAUCCGCCAAGGUUCUCGAGGAGUUCGACAUUCAGUGCAUUUACCGCGGCUUGACCUUUGUGAAGGGCCGUGGCGAAAUACCAACUUAUUUUGUGGGAAUCGAUGAAAACUUAAAAUUCAUUUCCGCAAAAUUUGCCGAUCGGACUUCAUCAAGACGAUAUUCGGUUAUGUCUUCACUAGAUCCGGAUCUUACUUUGAAUGAGUCCAGUGAAGAAAACAAAGAUGAAGAUUGAGAAAUUGGUACAGUUGCUUAAAAAAUAUAUAUAUUUCAUACAUGUCGAUGGCAGCAUCAGCCCGCACUUAUUAA
Drosophila gunungcola (fruit fly) is the source of this 3478-nucleotide messenger RNA. Its product is annotated as adenylyl cyclase X E-like. The record is from RefSeq and is a predicted model, not a curated record. NCBI's taxonomy places the organism in Eukaryota, Metazoa, Arthropoda, Insecta, Diptera, Drosophilidae. Bases 33 to 3404 code for a protein of 1123 amino acids. Gene Ontology annotation, molecular function: adenylate cyclase activity. Gene Ontology annotation, biological process: adenylate cyclase-activating G protein-coupled receptor signaling pathway; cAMP biosynthetic process; intracellular signal transduction. The transcript has 12 exons.